Messenger RNA from Closterium sp. Yama58-4, 3096 nucleotides. The record is from the annotation of a GenBank genome assembly. Lineage: Eukaryota; Viridiplantae; Streptophyta; Zygnematophyceae; Desmidiales; Closteriaceae.
AUGCGCUGCUUAUCCAACCAGUUCCUGCCAGUGGUGACUCCUUGCCUUCGCUGCUUCGGCUCCUACGCUCGGAUUUCGUCCUAUCCGCAAGUUGCCGCUGCUCCCGCGGUUCUCCGCACUUCCGCGGCCCCCGCGGUUCUCCGCCACUACGCCUCCGCUUCCGCUUCCGCCUCGGCCUUCCCUUGGCGUUCCGCGAACCCUCUCUCUGCGCAAAUCGCAGCACCUGUAACAGCGUUCGCGAAACCCUCGCGAAACUCCUCAAGCGUCGCAUCGAUGGCGAGCGAAUCUGCAGCAGCGGCGGCCGAAGUGGUGAAAUCGAUGGAGAUCAGCGGUGGAGAGAAGGGUCAGGAGGGCAGCGUACGUGACCUGGUUGCCCAGCUCGUGGCACAGUCUCUGGCGAAAACUUUUCCCGACCUGCCCGAUCUGGAGCCGCUGGUUACCACGUGUAACAACCCCAAGUUCGGGGACUACCAAUGCAACAACGCCAUGGGCAUCUGGUCGCGCAUCAAGGGAUCCACCACUGAGUUCAAGAAUCCCAACGCCAUUGGCCAGGCAAUUGCCAAGAACCUGCCGCCGUCCCCGAUGGUGGAAAAGACGAGCAUCGCCGGCCCGGGUUUCGUGAACAUCGUCUUGACGCAAGCGUGGCUGGAAGACCACGUGUUGGGCGUGCUCAAGGGCGCUGGCAUCGCCGCCUGGGCUCCCAAGCUGCCUGUCACGCGGGCAGUGGUGGACUUCUCGUCGCCCAACAUCGCCAAGGAGAUGCACGUGGGGCACCUGCGGUCGACUAUUAUCGGGGAUACGCUGGCGAGGAUGCUGGAGUACUGCCACGUGGAGGUGCUCAGGCGGAACCACGUCGGCGACUGGGGCACACAGUUCGGCAUGCUCAUAGAGUAUCUAUUCGACAAGUUCCCUGACUGGGAAACCAUCGGCGAUCAGGCCAUAGGAGAUCUGCAAGUCUUCUACAAGGCGGCCAAGAAGCGCUUUGAUGAGGACGCGGAGUUCAAGGAGAGGGCGCAGAGGGCGGUGGUGAAGCUGCAGGGGGGCGAGGAGGAGUACCGCAGGGCAUGGGCCAAGAUCUGUGACGUCAGCCGCAAGGAGUUUGAUCUGGUGUACCAACGCCUGGGCAUCAAACUCGAGGAGAAGGGCGAGUCGUUCUACAACUCGCGCAUCCCUGCGGCAUUGGAGAAGCUCAAAGCAGCUGGGCUGGUGGUGGAGAGCGAGGGGGCGCAGUGCAUCUUCGUGGAGGGCCACAAGGUGCCUCUGAUCGUGGUGAAGAGCGAUGGAGGGUUUAACUACGCCACUACUGAUCUCACUUGCCUGCUGUACCGCAUAGAGGAGGAGAAGGCGGAGUGGGUCGUGUAUGUCACGGACGUGGGGCAGUCGCAGCACUUUGACAUGUUCUUCAAGGCAGCCCAAAAGGCGGGCUUCUAUGCUGGCAAGGCCAAGAAGGGCAAGGCAGCAGCAGCGAGUGCGGAUGAAAGCACAGCACCCGCUAUCCGUGUGGACCAUGUGGGGUUCGGGCUGGUGCUGGGCGAGGAUGGGAAGCGGUUCCGCACGCGCAGCAGCGAGGUGGUUCGGCUGGUUGACCUGCUGGAUGAGGCUGUUACUCGCGCCAAGCAAGGGUUGGUUGAGCGAGGUCGGGAGGGUGAAUGGAAGGAUGAAGAGGUCAAUGCAGCAGCGGCUGCUCUGGGUUAUGGGGCAGUCAAAUACGCUGAUCUGAAGAACAACCGGCUGACCAACUACACGUUUGAUUAUGACCAAAUGCUUGAUAUGAAGGGUAACACUGCGGUCUACCUGCUGUACGCGCAUGCGCGUAUCUGCUCCAUCAUUCGCAAGUCUGGGAAGAACGUCCAGGAGAUUGUUCAGAGUGGAACAAAGCUCAGAUUGGACCAUCCGAGUGAGCGGGCUCUUGCGCUCGAGCUCAGCCGAUUCUCGGAGGUUGUUGAGAGUGCAGUGCAGGAUUUGCUUCCAAACACGCUAUGCGAGUAUCUCUACAACCUCUCUGGGAGCUUCACAACGUUCUACACCAACUGCCAGGUGGUUGGCAACGAGUACGAGGAUAGCCGACUCAUCUUGUGUGAAGCCACGGCUGUGUUGCCCAGCACAAUGGCGACCACGACCCUCCCGUCCGGCGUCGGCCCGCUAGCCACGUGCCGACAAUCCUGCCACGUGGACAGCCCGUCAUUCCGCUGCGCGUCGUCCUCCGCUGUUCGGAGGACAGCUUUGCGGAGCGCGCUCGGGGGAAGAUCGCUCAGCGGAAGCUGGCUCGGCAGGAGGGGGACGGGGGGGAUGGGGGACGCGGCGGGAGAGGGGGCAGCGGGAAGGUUGCGCGUGAGAGCGUUGACAGAGGAGGAGGUUGAUGUGGAGGGCGAGAGCAUAGCCGACGACUAUUACUCCAUCCUCGGCUUGACGUGCGACGCGACGCCCGAGGAGAUCAAGCGCGCGUACUACGCGUGCAUGAAGGCGUGCCAUCCGGAUCUCAGCAACAACCACCCCGACAGCGUUGCUUUCUGCUCCUUCGUCAACGAGGUGUACGAGGUACUAAGUGACCCCGAGAUGCGGCUCGUCUACGAUGAGAUUAAGGGCUAUUCGCUGACGUCGAUUAAUCCGUUCAUGGACACGCGGCACGAGAAAGACCAAGUGUUCGUCGACGAGUUCACGUGCAUUGGUUGCAAGAACUGCGCUAACACCGCGGAGGAGACAUUCGAGAUUGAGGAGAUGUGGGGGCGCGCGCGCGUGUGCAACCAGGGCGGCAACGCGCCCGCCAAGAUCCAGGAGGCUGUUGAGACAUGCCCCGUGUCGUGCAUUCACUGGGUGACAGCGCCGCAGCUGGCGCUACUAGAGGACGAGAUGAGGCGCAUGGAGCGAGUGAGCGUCGCCAUCAUGCAGGCGCAGAGCAGCCGCGGAGCUGACGUGUUCAUGCAGGCGAAUUCCAGAUGGGAGAAGAGACGGACCAGAGCGCUGUCCAAGGCCAAGGCGCAGGCAGCAAGGGACGGGAAGGCAGGCAAGUACAACAAGCCGCUGUGGGAGACCAUGAGCGAGGCCAUGGGGAUGGGCGGGGAGCAAACUUCCUGGAGAGGCGACACUGACGCUUGA